Monascus purpureus is the source of this 1650-nucleotide messenger RNA. The record is from the annotation of a GenBank genome assembly. Lineage: Eukaryota; Fungi; Ascomycota; Eurotiomycetes; Eurotiales; Aspergillaceae.
AUGGACCCCGCCAAGACGCCGGAGAAAAGCGUGGAGCCGCGUGGUGUAUCCACGGACGAGAAAGAGGGUUCAAUCAAAGACCUCGACGGCACGCUCCUGUGGGAAUCGGAGCAAUCCCUCCUGUACACGCAGUCCCAGCACCGCCUGGGCUUCUGGGAGGCCGUGAAACUGUACAAAUCCGCCCUGAGCUGGUCGUUCAUGGUCAACAUCUCUGUUAUUCUGAAUGGAUUCGACGCCGCGCUGAGCGGGAGCGUGGUUGGCCUGGAGCCGUUCAAGAAACAGUUCGGGUACCUCUAUAAUGGCGAGUAUGUCGUCAAGGCUUCGUGGAAUGGAGCGUUCAACUACGCCAAUAGUAUUGGAAGUGUUCUCGGCGCGUUGACUGCAGGAUGGAUUUACGAUCGCUUCGGGCCGAAACUCACGCUGGCUGCUUGCUCCAUUGGGUCCAUUGCGUUUAUAUUCAUGGAGUUCUUCGCCGCGACGCCUGUCGUUAUCUUCCUGGGGGAGUUGUUCAAUGGGUGUGUCAUCGCGUUUUAUCCCAUCAUGGCCUCGGCGUAUAUCGGCGAAGUAUGCCCGCUUGUGCUCCGAGGCGUUGCUGGUUCACUGGUCAACCUAGGGUUCGUCGUUGGCCAGCUCAUCGCAUCUGGUUUGCUCAAGGGCACGAACAGUCUCACGACGAAAUGGUCCUAUAAAAUCCCCUACGCGGCUCAAUGGGUCCCUGCUGUUCUGAUCCUGGCCUUCGUCUUCUUCUGCCCCAACUCCCCCUGGUGGCUCUGCAGAAAGGGUCGAUAUGAAGAGGCCGAGAAGGAUCUCAAACGUCUUGCCUCGUCAAAGGUAGACGUUGCCCCAACACUGGCGAACAUCAAAUACACCCUCCGUCUCGAGGCGCAGCUAGAGAAGCGACAACAUAACUACCUGGACUGCUUCCGCGGGCCGGACCUCCGCCGUCUCAUCAUCGCCGUCAUGGUCUACAGUAUCCAACCACUCUCCGGACAGGUAUUGUACGUCAACUAUGCCGUCCAGUUUUUCGAAAUGGCCGGUCUAAACACGGCAGAUGCCUUCUCCAUGAACCUGGGCUUAACCGCCAUCGGGUUCGUGGGCACAAUAGUCGCGUGGCUGUUCAUCUCCAACAUCGGUCGACGACUGAUCUACAUCGUCGGCACGGCACUGAUCGCCCUGAUUCUUCUGCUCAUCGGCAUCCUAGACGUUGUCCCUCACUCCACAGGCUCCAGCUCAGGAGCAGGCGUGGUAUGGGGCCAAAGCGCCCUCCUCCUCAUCUGUUUACUUGUGUACGACUUCACCAUCGGCCCAGUGUGCUUCACCAUCCUCUGUGAAAUCGCGUCCGUCCAACUGCGCAGCAUGACCAUCGGACUAGCAACGGUCGCCUGCUCGAUCUGGAAUAUCAUAUUCGCCGUCGCCAUCCCCUACGCUAUGGAUGCGGAUGAGGGGAACUGGAAGGGGAAGCUUGGUUUUCUGUUUGCGGGUAUUGCGGCUUUGUGUACAGUUUGGUGCUUUUUUUGUUUGCCCGAGACCAAGGAUAGGACGUUCGAGGAGUUGGACAUUUUGUUUGAGGAGAGGGUGGAUAGUAGGAAGUUUAAGUCGCAUCCUAUUACGAGGGAUGGGGAGGUUAGUGCUGAGAUUGUGCUGGUUUAA